Corticium candelabrum is the source of this 572-nucleotide messenger RNA. RefSeq lists its product as uncharacterized. The coding region runs from base 118 to 525 and encodes 135 amino acids. Gene Ontology annotation, biological process: signal transduction. Gene Ontology annotation, molecular function: protein binding. The record is from RefSeq and is a predicted model, not a curated record. Lineage: Eukaryota; Metazoa; Porifera; Homoscleromorpha; Homosclerophorida; Plakinidae. The transcript has 3 exons.
AAAACUAACGUCACGUGCGCUGUGUCAAUAACUCUGCUAGCGUGCGCUAGGAAAAUCGUUCUCUGUCGCUAUAACAAGUUUUGACGAGAGCAUCUGGGAAACAGACUGAUUUGCGCAAUGGUCGAUGAACAAGUGACACCUCAAGACAUCAGUGACGUGUCUAACAUAAACAUAAUACAAGCGAAGUGGCCACAACUGGCAGAUACUCUUGACAAUGUUACGUUUGAUACGGGGAAAAUAGCUGUUAUUACUACAGACUCUUCUAUGCCGUUCAUGCAAUUAAAGUCAAUGUUUGAGAUCUGGCUAAGCAAACAUGCAAGUGAAGCUACUCGACGAAUACUGAUCAAAGCUCUGAUUAAAUGCGGCUGGACUCGUGAGGCUCGAAGUAUAUUUGGCGAUAUGGUGACACUCGCAGAUAAACCGCCUGAUCACGUGACAUCAGAAGAUUCUGUUCCCGCUAGUAGUACCAGUGAUCAGAAAACUAUGGUGGCAGCUAAACCCAUUUCGCCUACAGGUGAGCAUUGAUUUCAUUGCCACUGCACUGCAUGGCUAUUGCACGCCUCCUUGAAAAC